Molecule: messenger RNA, 2212 nt
Organism: Sander lucioperca (pikeperch)
Lineage: Eukaryota; Metazoa; Chordata; Actinopteri; Perciformes; Percidae
Product: 4-trimethylaminobutyraldehyde dehydrogenase
Exons: 12
Coding region: 121-1638 (505 amino acids)
Molecular function (GO): aminobutyraldehyde dehydrogenase (NAD+) activity; 4-trimethylammoniobutyraldehyde dehydrogenase (NAD+) activity
Source: RefSeq, a predicted model, not a curated record
GACGUCGUCACGUAGCGUCCACCGUUAUGUAUGUCACCUCCCAGUCGAAAUUAAACCCACUCCACUCCGUCUGCGGAAGCAUACACACGGUCCUCUCUCUCUCUUUCUCGCUCUCUGAAAAUGGCUCAGUCAGUUCUCGACACCAUGCCCGGAGCCGCGACGGGAACCGUGCUGCUCACAGAUCCUCUGAAUUUCUGGGAUGGGAAGCGAGUGAAGCCCAGGCAGGAGAAAAACGCAGAGCCCGUGUUUGAACCUGCAACUGGCCGUGUCCUCUGUCAGAUGGUACCCUGUGGCGCUGAGGAGGUGGAGGAAGCCAUAGAGAGCGCCCACGCUGCCUACUUAAAAUGGAGCAAGAUGGCAGGCAUGGAGAGGGCUCGGGUGAUGUUAGAGGCUGCCCGCAUUAUCAGGGAAAGAAGGGAGAAGAUUGCAAAGUUAGAAACAAUCAACAAUGGCAAGUCCAUCACUGAAACACUGGUGGAUAUUGAUAUAUCCUGGCAGACCAUUGAGUACUAUGCUGGCCUGGCUGGUACACUUGCAGGCCAGCACGUCCAGCUGCCUGGUGGAUCAUUUGCGUACACGCGGAGGGAGCCCCUUGGUGUGUGUGUAGGAAUCGGUGCGUUUAAUUACCCCUUCCAGAUCGCUGCAUGGAAAUCUGCUCCUGCUAUGGCAUGUGGUAAUGCCAUUGUAUUUAAGCCCUCCCCAAUGACUCCUGUGACUGCCGUGGUUCUGGCUGAGAUCUACAAAGAGGCAGGAGUACCCGAUGGGCUCUUCUGUGUGGUUCAAGGUGGAGCAGACACUGGCACCUUGCUCUGCCAUCACCCAAAGGUGGCCAAAGUCUCUUUCACUGGCAGUGUGGCAACCGGCAAAAAGGUCAUGGAAAUGUCUGCAAAGGGGGUGAAGCAGGUGACUCUGGAGCUUGGAGGGAAAUCUCCCCUCCUGAUCUUCAAAGACUGUGAGCUGGAAAACGCAGUGAAGGGAGCACUCAUGGCAAACUUCCUGACACAGGGACAGGUUUGCUGCAAUGGGACCAGAGUGUAUGUGCAAAGAGAGAUCAUGCCCCAGUUCCUGGAAGAAGUGGUGAAGAGGACCAAGGCCAUCUCUGUGGGGGACCCCCUGUUGGACGGCACCCGCAUGGGAGCGCUGAUCAGCAAGCCCCAACUGGAGAAAGUGCUGGGCUUUGUCAAUCAGGCCAAGAAAGAGGGAGCCAAAGUGCUUUGUGGAGGAGAGCCGUUUGUCCCCAGUGACCCCAAAUUGAAAGGGGGCUACUUCAUGUCACCCUGUGUACUCGAUAACUGCAGAGAUGACAUGACCUGUGUGAAGGAGGAGAUUUUCGGCCCAGUCAUGUCUGUGCUGCCCUUCGACACGGAGGAAGAAGUGAUCCAAAGGGCCAACAACACCACCUUUGGACUGGCCUCUGGAGUCUUCACCAGGGACAUUUCUCGAGCCCAUCGUGUGGCUGAGAAAAUGGAGGCAGGGACCUGCUUCAUCAACAACUACAACAUCAGCCCCGUGGAAGUGCCAUUUGGAGGAUACAAGAUGUCAGGCUUUGGCAGAGAGAAUGGCCAGGUGACAAUCGAGUACUACUCCCAGCUGAAGACUGUGGUUGUGGAAAUGGGCGACGUCGACAACUACUUCUAAACUCCUCUCGCCAGUUUCCACUGCUGUGCCACAACUGGGAAUUAAACACUUCACUUUACCUUUUAGUCAUGUGCUAUGCAUACUGCACGCAGUAGUGACUGUCCACAAAAAUAAUAUAACUGUCCAGUGCAUUGUAUAACUUUGGAUGCGGAGAUCCAUUUAUUUAGUUAUAUAAACACAUGCUGUGAUAUCCCACUUACGGGUAAAGUUUUCACAUAAAACACUCAAAACUAUGCAGAAAACACUAACUAAACAAAUAAAGUGCAUUAUUUCUAUUAGAAGUGUCACAAUGUCUCACAGAAGAAGAAACAAUGCACGCACAGUGCUCAAAUUAACACAAACCUUGAUGUCAAACUAACUGCUUAUUAAAGAAGAAGACGACAUGCUGGUGUUUGAUGUGUGUACAACCAGGAGCCUUAAUUAGAAAAUCUUUGUGUAGUGAACUGUGACUCAGCACUAAUCAGUCGGUGUCAGAUGUUUAUGCCAACUAAUGCCUUUUUAUCCAAAUAAAAUGCUUUAGAUACAAAGUCUCUCUUCCUGGUUAAUUCUGAAUAAAAGAUGAAUUAAGAUUGAA